CUCCCUCCCAACCCUCUAACCCUAAACCUCAAACAUGAGACCCAUCUUCGUCGUCUCCCUCAUCCUCAUCCUCUCGCUCCUCCACCCUCCCACCACCUCCGCCAACUUCGAAACCUCCCUCAAAUUCUUCUGCAGCCGCACCUCCUACUUCAACCUCUGCGUCCGAUCGAUCAAGGAAACAGCUCCCCGACUCAGAAGACUCAACGUCAACACCGUCCUCGCGGUCUUGAUGCGUGCCGCUGACGUCAAGGCUCGUGAGGGUAAGUCUUUCGCCCUCAAGCUCGCCAAGCAUUCUCGUUACAAUGCCAGAACGCGAGAGCUCCUCCGCGAUUGUGCCGAUUUUUACGAUACAGCGCUCGGGAAUCUCGCGGCCGCCGGCAGGGCCAUCAGAUCCGGCGAUGCCGGUACCCGAGACGCCAUGAUGAGCUCUGCCAUCUCGAACCUGGGGACCUGCGAGGAUGGAUUCAGCGAGUUCUUCAUCAAAUCGCCGUUGGCGGAUCGGACUAGGGUGCUCAAGUAUAUGGUCGACAAUUGCCUUGCCAUUGCCGGUAUGAGAAGGCCCUAAGGUUUCUUUUAUAUCCAGCUUCAAUCUUCAUUUAUGGAUGUUGUGGAAAUCAUGGCUGGUUCUUGUCGUUAUUAUUGAUGGUUUAAUUUAAAGAAAAG
This is a messenger RNA of Phalaenopsis equestris, 663 nucleotides long. Its product is annotated as pectinesterase inhibitor 12. Lineage: Eukaryota; Viridiplantae; Streptophyta; Magnoliopsida; Asparagales; Orchidaceae. The transcript has a single exon. Gene Ontology annotation, molecular function: enzyme inhibitor activity. The record is from RefSeq and is a predicted model, not a curated record. The coding region runs from base 35 to 565 and encodes 176 amino acids.